This is a messenger RNA of Colletotrichum aenigma, 2034 nucleotides long. It is a transcript of the gene Neurolysin, whose product is annotated as Neurolysin. The transcript has 5 exons. Lineage: Eukaryota; Fungi; Ascomycota; Sordariomycetes; Glomerellales; Glomerellaceae. The record is from RefSeq and is a predicted model, not a curated record. The coding region runs from base 1 to 2034 and encodes 677 amino acids. Gene Ontology annotation, molecular function: metalloendopeptidase activity. Gene Ontology annotation, biological process: peptide metabolic process; proteolysis. Gene Ontology annotation, cellular component: mitochondrial intermembrane space.
AUGGCUCGCAAAUCACCCCAGCCACUUCAGCCAAUACUCUCGGCGAACGAGAUUGUCCCCUUGAUCAAACGGUUCAUCGCAGAGCAUUCCUCUAUCCGCGACACCCUCGUAAAGACUAUCUCGCCCUCUAAAGCGUGCUACCAGACCGUCAUUGCGCCAAUUCAAGCCGUCGACGAUGCAAUCCAGGGGGAGGCGGGUGUUUACGCCAUGCUGCGCUACUCGGGCCCCGACGAGCUCACCCGUCAAGCAGUUCAAGAGGCGCAGGAGCUCUGGUCGGCAGCUGGCGGAGAGAACCUCAAGCGAAAGGACGUAUACGAGCUUAUCCAGGCCGUCAAAGACAAGAAUGAAGAUCUGGGGUACGAGGAGCGAAAGAUUUUAGAAGAUAUGUGGUCGCAGUUUCGGCGCGCCGGCCAUGGGGCGCUUGAUGAAGAGCAGAUCAAGAUGUAUCUCAGCCGACGGGAGAGAAUUGAAGAGCUGAAGAGGGAUUUUCAGAACAAUUUGAGUGGGAAGGGGACGGGUUUGUGGUUUGAGAAAGAUGAGUUGGAGGGUGUUUCGGCACAGGAGAUGGCGAGGUGGAAGGAAGAAGACGGGAAGAUGUUUGUGCCAUUGGAAAGGGGGGAUAAUGAAGCUGUCCAGCGAUACGCUAAUAACCCUGAGACGAGGAAGAGGAUGUUUGCUGCAUACGACGUCAGGCUGGUUGAGAAUGUCCCCCUUUACAAGGAAAUGAUCAUUCUCAGGGAUGAGAACGCGAGAAUGUUGGGGUACAAGAACCACGCAGACUUUCGAAUUCGGGAGAGAACCGCGCCGUCAACAGAGUGGGUUGACGAGUUUCUGAAUAAGUUGAUCAAGGAUUUGUUGCCGAAAGGGAAGGGGGAGAUUGAAAGGCUUGAAGCAAAGAAGAGAUCCCAUCUCGCCGUGGAGGAGGCGGAGAUUCUACCUUGGGAUUACCAGUACUACACUCAACUGCUUGAGGAAGAAGCCAACGUCGAGCACGAGUUGAUAUCGGAGUAUUUUCCCCUGCAGCACACCCUGUCGUCGAUGCUGGGACUGUUCAACCAGUUCCUCGGACUGGAGUUCGUGCCUGUGCCGGAAGAGGACUUAGAAGGGAAGCUUUGGGCUGAGAACAUCCAAGUCUGGAGCGUUUGGGAGGGAAGAGGGGAGAGAAAGGACGAGUUUGUGGGAUAUCUUUAUGCUGAUAUUAUUUGGAGGGAGGGCAAAGCUACGUUAAAGAAGACGGAACCAGGGUGUAUCCUGCCACGAUCCUCAUGUGCGCCUUCCAACCACCAUCAGCAGCGUCUUGCGCCCUCCUCAAACACCGACAAGUUGUCACACUCUUUCACGGCACAACUGGGCCAUGCCCUCCACGAUCUGAUCUGCCGAACCAAGUACACCCGCUUCCACGGCACCCGCGUGAAGCCCGACUUUGGCGAGGCCCCCAGCACCAUGCUCGAGAACUGGUGCUGGAUGCCAGAUGAGCUGGUCAAGAUGAGCCGGCACUACACCCACAUGGACCCUGCCUAUGCAGCCAAGUGGAAGGAGGACCACGAUGACGCCGAGCUGCCGCCUGAGAAGAUUAACGAGAAGCUUGUGGAGCGAUUAGUCGAGAGCCGGAGCUUGAAUCGUGCGCUGUGGUUUUUGAGGCAGAUCCUAUUUGCCAAGUUCGACUUGGACGUCAACAACCAGAAGUCUACCGACGCAGUGAGGGAGUUGGAUGAGGUCAAGCUUUACAACGAGCUCAAGGAGACUCUCACCCUGACCAAGACCCCCGAAAAUAAAAGUGUUGGAUACGUUCAGUCGAACCAUCUCAUCACCCUCUACGACGCGGGGUACUUCUCCGCCCACGCCUUCGCGGCAGACUUCUUCGAGUCCAACUUUGCCAAGGACCCGCGGGAUCCCGAGGCCUGGGACCGCUACCGUCAUGGGAUCUUAGAGCAUGGGGCAAGCAAACAGGAGAUGGAAUACAUGACCGAGUUCCUUGGUCGUGAGCCUGGGCCGGGUGCGCUUCUUAGGAGUCUUGGGCUGUCGACGUCCUGA